Molecule: messenger RNA, 4512 nt
Organism: Portunus trituberculatus (swimming crab)
Lineage: Eukaryota; Metazoa; Arthropoda; Malacostraca; Decapoda; Portunidae
Product: Bardet-Biedl syndrome 2 protein homolog
Exons: 15
Coding region: 139-2316 (725 amino acids)
Biological process (GO): non-motile cilium assembly
Cellular component (GO): membrane; ciliary basal body; motile cilium
Molecular function (GO): protein binding
Source: RefSeq, a predicted model, not a curated record
ACACCAGGGCUCUUUGCUCACCAGAAGUGAUGUAUGUGUUGCAGGUCAUGUCAAAAGUGGUGUCGGCCGUGGCUGGUGAGGCUACGUGCCCUUGUCGGACUCCGAGCGGAAUCCAUGGAAAGAGGUGCAUGAGGCAGGAUGUUGGUGCCAGUGUUCACCCUUGACUUAAAGCAGAAGAUCCUACCGGGCAGAGUGUGCAUCGGCAAGUAUGACAGUGCCCAUGCCUGCCUCACCGCCUCUACCACAGCCGACAAGGUGUUCAUCCACAACCCACACCAGCGCCUGGGCACCUCAGGGGGCCGGAUGUCCCUCAGUCAGAGUAGUGCUGAUAUCUCGCUCCUCAACAUCAAUCAAACUGUGUCAGCCAUCACUGCUGGUGUGCUGACUCAGGCCCGGCACGGCGACACGCUAGUGGUGGGCACGCCAACCAAUGUGCUCGCCUAUGAUGUGCAAAACAACGCUGAUGUCUUCUAUAAAGAUGUGUCAGAUGGUGCUAACGCCAUUGCCAUUGGUCGCCUUGGCCACCACAUGUCCCCCUUGGCUCUCAUUGGUGGGAACUGCUCCAUCCAUGGGUUUGACAGUGAGGGGAAUGACCCAUUCUGGACUGUGACAGGAGAUAAUGUCACCUCCCUCACACUGACAGACUUUGAUGGUGAUGAAGAAAAUGAGCUGUUGGUUGGCUCGGAGGACUUUGACAUUCGUGUAUUCAAGAAUGAGGAGAUAAUGUUUGAGAUCUCAGAGACAGAGGCAGUGACAGCCCUGUGCCCGAUGCAAGGGUCUCGCUUUGGCUAUGCCUUGGCCAAUGGCACUGUAGGAGUAUAUGAGAAACUGUCCAGGUGGUGGAGGAUCAAGUCCAAGAACCAGGCCAUUGCCAUCUACAGCUACGACCUGGAUGGUGAUGGUGUUCCUGAGCUCAUAACAGGAUGGAGUAAUGGCAAGAUUGAUGCAAGAAAUGACCGGAGUGGAGAAGUGAUGUUCAAGGACAAUUUCCAGUCUACUGUGGCAGGCAUUGUGGAAGGGGACUACCGCAUGGAUGGCAAGAAUCAGCUGAUUGCCUGCUCUGUGGAUGGAGAAGUCCGGGGCUAUAAGUCUUCCACUGCUGAGACCCGUUACUCCAUGAUGGACGUGAACAUAGAGCAGGAAACCAUCAGGGAGCUGAGCCAGCGACGUCACACUCUCUUGCUGGAGCUGAAGAACUACGAGGAAAACCAGCGUAUGGGUUCCUCAGGGGAGAUCGUGUAUGGCAAGCCCUCCACUGCUGGGGACCAAGUGGGCAUCAUACCGGCCAACACUCAGCUGCAGACUGGACUGGCCAUCAACAUGGGGAACGAAGAAAAGAAUAAACCACCCCACGUUGAGAUUGCCCUGGCCACCACCAAUGACACUGUGAUCCGAGCCGUCAUCAUAUUUGCCGAGGGAAUCUUUGAGGGUGAGAGUCACGUGUACCACCCUCGAGAGUCAAUCCUGACCAGCAACAUCAGGAUCCCACUCUACCCUCCCAAGGAUGUCCCGGUUGACCUGCACAUCAAAGCCAUGGUGGGCUACAAGGCCUCCCUGCACUACCAUGUGUUUGAGCUGACCCGCCAGCUGCCACGCUUCUCCAUGUACGCCCUCUGUACUGUGGCUGUCACCCCCCCACAGGGAUAUGUCAAAUUUAAGCUGCCUGAGAGGGUAGCAAGGAUUGUCAUGUGGGUGAAUUCCAACUUCCUGCUCCUGGAAGACCUGCAGCUGGAUGAUGAUGGCGCCCUGGAUGUGUCUUUCCUGUCCCUCCGCACCAGCAUGCCACUCCUAAUCCAGGCCAACAGUCAGUGCGAGAUGACUAUCCGCACUGACGACAUGGAGCUGGCCAGUGACCUCAUCCAGGCACUGGCUAACUACCUCAAUCUUGAAGACCUCCAGGUUGAGGCAGACUUUCCCUCAGAGUUGGACCAGCUUGCCUCCCUGCUGGAGCGUGUAGAGGAGUAUCAUGCCACCCGCCAGCGCCUCUCGGCUGAGAUGGCAGACCACUCAGGGGUGAUUCGCACGCUGGUGGUGAGGGCUGAGGACGCCAGGCUCAUGUCAGAUAUGGAGAGCAUGCGUCACUGGUACCGUGAGUUGUACAACCUGAACAAGGACCUCAUUAGUGGCUACAAGAUCCGCUGCAACAACCACCAGGAGCUGCUCAACUGUCUCAAGCAAGUAAACCAGACUAUUCAGAAAGCUGGUCGGCUGAGAGCUGGAAAAUCCAAAACAGCAGUGAUCAGUGCAUGUAGACAAGCAAUUAAAAGUAAUAAUGUUAGUGCCCUUGCAAAAAUCAUAAGAACUGGGUCAUCUUAAAGCAAAAACUGGCCACAGCACUGAAUACACAACAGACAGUGCCUUUGCCUUUACUAUGAAACCAUUUCCGUCUCAAUGAUUCUGUUAAGAGAAAUUUGGUGGCUCAGUUACUUUUGCACAUUUUUUUACUUUAGGUGUACAAGUUAAGGAAGCACACUGUGAUAACUGUAUCAGAACUAGUCAUUUGUACAAACAUGCAGCAUUGCCUACUUGAGGCACCUUUUGUGUUGCACCAAUUUACCAGUAAGUUUCAAAUGCAAAUCCAGAUUAAUACAACAGAAAUGGUCUAAAGUUGCCAAGCCAUUCUGCUUGACCAACAUCCAUAGUUCCAUACUGAAGAUGUACAAGUAUAUGUACAUGACAAACAUAAGUAGUGAAUUGUUGAUAUGAUAUGAUCUAGAUUUGCAAAGAUCCAAAGAUUACUAAUCUAAGAAGUAUGAUAUGUUACUGUUAGCACAUUCAGCGUACUAUAAGGAAAGAUUUCUCACUAAUCUCUUAGUAUUUUUUUUUUAUUUUACUUUAUUGUGAUGCAUCCAGGAAUUAUGUAUCUCUUUCAAGGAAAUUUAUUGCAGAUUCAGAAGCACCUCAUGGAAUAUUUAGUGAAUGAACUCAAUACUUGAUUCCUUGAGAAAUUACCAUCAUCCCCCUCCACUUUGUCAGGGGGGACAGUCUGACCACACAUUCUGUGGCUGGCUUAGAAAAAUCAUGGUACCAUGCACUAUGUCAUGGUUUGAAUUAUUUUCUCCUGUGUGCUCAAACAUUUCAGGAGCAAACACACAGAAGGAAAUUCUCAGUCCCUUCAUUCCAUCCAUUUAAGUUGCCUUGUACAAUAAACAGGGAAUAUGGAGACACACCCUAUGCACAAGCUUGUGUCUGUUUGCUGGUUGUAUGGCUAAUCUCCCUGUCAGACUGUACCACUGUUAAUGUAGACCACAAUUUUGUGACACUAGGAGUGCACAAAUAUAUGUAUAAUGUAUAUAUGGAAUUAUGUGAUGAUCAAUUAUUCUAGUCCAUAGUGGUUAAGGUGUGUGUGAGUUGGUGAUGACAGGUGCAUUUUCUAAUUAUAAUGUAUCACUGAGAUUGAUACGAUAAUUCAUUUUGAACUUAUGUCCACUCAUGGACCACUACUAGGAAAUAUGCAUUCCCUCACUAUCUCCCCGUUCAGAAAAACAUGAAUAUUACAUAUUGACCUUUCUUUAAGUAAUAAGUAAUUGUAAUGAAAAGGUGACCACCACAAUUACAUACCUGUACUGUUGUGUUGGUUUGAGGCUCAUCCACUUGUGUUGCUCCUGAUGUAAAAGAGAAAAUCAUGAUUAUUUGGUGUGAAUGGCAUGCAUGAAAAGUGGAACAUACAGAGAAAGCAAUGAACGUAAUAUUACCAAGUCUAAUAGAUUUUGUUUUGCUCUGUAUUUUCUAAAAAGUAUAAGGUAUCAAGAAGCAAAAGUGGCAAAGUGCAAAGUAAAAGUCAAGGCCACAAGAUGGAAUAUGUACAGGAAGGCAGUUCAGUAACUGGGAAACUAUGAGGCGUGUGACUCACCAAACUUGUAUAUCAGUCCCUAAAUCUAAGUACAAAAGCUACAUAUUAAUGUCAAAUCCUGAAGUAAAAAUAAUGUUUCUUCUGGUGUUGGCACAUGGCAACUUUUGCUUGACAUAUUUGAGAUGUGCCUCCAGCAAGCAUCCUCAAGAGUUAGACAGGGUGUGUUGUGCAUUUUGAUCUCUUGAGAUUUAUUGUAUCUUCUUUUCUAAAUAUAUGAUUAGCAUGAUUGCAUGAUCAAACUAUUUUUCAAUCUCAAAACAUUAUUUGCAAAUGUAAUGAGUACUGAAACUAAAGUAAAAGAAAUUGAAAUAUUUUUUAAUAAAUUUAAACUUUUGUGUGACUUGCUUCUUGAUCUUUAUUAUACAUGAUAUCAAACAUGCAAUUCAGUUUAUAUACCAUACAUGUAAUUGUGUAUCAAACAUAAUCUAACUAUCCUGACAAAAAAGAAAAAAAAAAAAAGGACAUUUAAAGCUACCUUCUUUUCAUACACAUACAAACACACACACAUUAUCAUACCUCAAGUUAAAUAGCCAUUACUUUCCAAGAAGUAGAGGGUUGGCAGGAUAUACAUGAUGAGUUGAAGGAUGUGCUGUAGUCCUGUAAUGAAUUAGAGAGGAUUACUAGAAAUUAUACCGGUUUCCUUUUGGAGCAUUCCCAAA